AUGCCGACAGUUCCUUCACCUGUCCCGCCACAAUUAGAACAUUACGUGACACCACCUCUCACGGUGAUCUUCACCGUACUCUUUCUAAUACUCAUCUUUGUCGGUUUCUUCACUCUCUAUUUCUGCAAGUGUUUUCUCGACACCAUAGUGCACGCCUGGCGCAUCCAUCACCACAAUGGAGAAACGGAAACAACAGAAAAUCCCUUACAGCCACAUGACGAAGCUCCUCCUCCGGUCAAUCCUGGCCUAGACCUUAGAAUCAUAAACUCGUUCCCCACUUUUCCUUAUUUCUCCGUUAAGGAUCUCCGGGAAGAGAAAUACGGCCUCGAAUGUGCCAUUUGUCUACUUGAAUUUGACGGUGAUCACGUGCUACGUCUCUUGACAACUUGCUACCACGUGUUUCACCAAGAAUGCAUCGAUCUUUGGUUCGAAUCUCACAAGACUUGUCCUGUUUGUCGCCACGACCUAGAUCCUCCUCCUCCCCCAGAAAACACCAGCAAUGUUCUAUCUAACGUCGAUGAGAUGAUCAUCGAUGUAGUUCAAGAAACCAGUUAUGCUGAUGAUCGUCAUCAGACAACAACACCGAAUGAUACUUGCACGUCUUCGGGACAAAGCAGUUGCGCAAACAACGAAAGAUCGAGAAAAGAACAAACAUCGCCAGAAAUAUUCUCGAGAUCGCACUCUACGGGACAUUCAAUAGUGAGAAACAAAUUACCAGAGGAAGAAGAUAAGUAUACAUUAAGAUUACCAGAGCAUGUCAAGAUUAAUGUUACAAGAGGACAUAGCCAAACAAAGAGUUGUGUGACUUUUGCAGAACUUGUUAGAAACAGAAGCUAUGAUCAUCGCCGGUUUGGUGAAGUAUCCAAUCAAACGCUUGCUACACACUCGGGAAAGUAA
Molecule: messenger RNA, 897 nt
Organism: Raphanus sativus (radish)
Lineage: Eukaryota; Viridiplantae; Streptophyta; Magnoliopsida; Brassicales; Brassicaceae
Product: RING-H2 finger protein ATL29-like
Exons: 1
Coding region: 1-897 (298 amino acids)
Source: RefSeq, a predicted model, not a curated record